Molecule: messenger RNA, 2007 nt
Organism: Magnolia sinica
Lineage: Eukaryota; Viridiplantae; Streptophyta; Magnoliopsida; Magnoliales; Magnoliaceae
Exons: 8
Coding region: 146-1534 (462 amino acids)
Biological process (GO): molybdate ion transport
Cellular component (GO): membrane
Molecular function (GO): molybdate ion transmembrane transporter activity
Source: RefSeq, a predicted model, not a curated record
GAGGGCAGAUAGUUCCUCAACAGCAUAAAAAGCACCUUCUAUCUAUCUCAUAAAAAGAGAGAGAGGAAACAAGAGAGAAAACCGCUCUCCUUUUUCUUCUCGUUAGAUCAGAGAUCUCAGAUCUUCUUCAUCGUCUUCUGUAGCAAUGGAGAUUUUCUUCUUCCUUGUUUUUGGAGCUUUCUCUGCGGUCGUUGCAGUGCUGGAGUUCAGCAAGACCAACAAAGACCGCCUCAUCACCUCUUCCGCCUUCAAUUCCUUCAAGAACAACUACCUCUUCGUAUACUCUCUUAUGAUGGCCGGGGAUUGGUUGCAAGGUCCAUACGUUUACUUCCUCUACAGCUCCUACGGUUACGGAAAAGGUGACAUCGGGCGGCUGUUCAUUGCUGGCUUCGGAUCUUCUAUGUUGUUUGGGACAAUUGUUGGAUCUUUGGCUGACAAACAGGGCCGGAAGAGGGCUUGUGUGACCUACUGCAUAUCUUACAUUCUAAGUUGCAUCACCAAGCAUUCUCCUCAUUAUAAAGUUUUGAUGUUGGGCCGAAUAUUGGGAGGUGUUGCUACGUCCCUCUUGUUUUCAUCCUUCGAGUCAUGGCUUGUUGCAGAACACAAUAAGAGGGGCUUUGACCAACAGUGGCUGUCCCUAACGUUCUCCAAGGCAAUAUUUCUGGGCAAUGGUCUCAUUGCGAUUGUUUCUGGGCUUGUUGCGAACUUACUGGCUGAUACUUUGCACUUUGGUCCUGUUGCCCCCUUUGAUGCUGCCGGAUGCUGUCUCGCCAUUGGCAUGGCAAUUAUCUUAUCAUCAUGGACUGAGAAUUUUGGAGAUCCUUCUGAGAACAAGGACUUGCUUGGCCAGUUCAAGGGUGCUGCAAUAGCCAUUGCUUCUGAUGAAAAAAUUGCUUUGCUGGGUGCAAUACAGUCCCUGUUUGAAGGUUCCAUGUACACGUUUGUAUUCCUCUGGACUCCCGCUUUAAGCCCGAAUGAUGAGGAAAUUCCUCAUGGUUUCAUUUUUGCUACGUUCAUGUUGUCUUCAAUGAUGGGAAGCUCCUUUGCAUCUCGGUUGAUGGCCCGCCCAUCCCUGAAAGUUGAAAUGUAUAUGCAGAUUGUUUUCGUAGUCUCUUCCUUCACUCUCUUGCUCCCCAUCAUUACAAAUUUCUUCAUAGCACCGCCAACCAAGAGAGGUGGAAGUAUGUCAAUCAGAGGUUAUAUCCAGUUUCUUGGGUUUUGUAUCUUUGAGGCUUGCGUGGGAAUAUUUUGGCCAUCAAUCAUGAAGAUGAGAUCCCAGUACAUUCCUGAGGAGGCCAGAAGUACAAUCAUGAACUUCUUCCGUAUACCACUGAACCUUUUUGUGUGCAUUGUGCUCUACAAUGUUAAUGCAUUCCCUAUCAGUAUCAUGUUUGGUAUGUGCUCAAUUUUUGUCUUCAUGGCAUCAGUCUUGCAGAGGCGACUGAUGGUGGUCGCAGAGAGCCAGAAGCUAAGACCACAAGAUUGGACGGCGAUGAAGGAGAGAGACUCAGAGGCAGAGCCACUAAACAUUUGAUGGGCAAGAUGAUAAAAUAACCAAAUUUCAGAGAGUUCAAUUAUUACCACCUCUUGCUGUGAAUAAAGAGGAAGAAUGGGUUUCAAAAGUGAGUAUUUGGUGAAGGCCUCACGGCACAGAAAUUGCAUUCCACCUUACUUUUUGAGCCCUAUUUUUGGAGUAAUUCAAUGAGAAACUUGUGCUAAAGUGCAAGUAUAUCUCCUUAGUCAAUGAUACAAAACUUACACACAUUCCUGCUCGUGUUCUUGGCUGCUGCGUCCUUUCCCAUUGCAUUGAAGGGUGUGCAGCUUAAAGCAUCGUUUUUUCUCCCCUUUCUUUUUUCUAGCUGUGAUUUUAUAGCAUGUGGCCUUGCGGCAACGCAUAUUUUGUUCUUUUAGGGAAAUAGGGAAAAAUGGGUAGUCCAACAGUUCUAAUGUGCAGUAAUUUCUGUCUUCAAAUCCAUAAUGAAUGCCACUUCUCUUGAUUUCUCACAA